GCGCGCUCCGGUCCACAGCAAGCGCGUGUCAUUGAGGGAGGUGAUUAGAGUGUCUUCUUUUGCAUACAUGACUUUCUGUCGACAAUAACAAUGUGGCGCAAGAUGUUCACCUCCGUCCCUGCUUUCAGAGCCCUGAAAGCACCCUGUCGGAGCUUUAAAAGCAGCAGCAGGGGACCAGAUAAAGACUUCUUUAAAGAUCUGGAUGCUCAGCUGCGGGCGUUUCGGGACAAAGCGGCCGCAGCGAUGCCCGGCAGUGACUGGAGCCCGAUUGAGUUGACCCCCGGCCUGCCCCCGGAGAGGGCCGAUGUGGUGAUUGUAGGAGGGGGAGUCGUAGGAUGGUCCAUCGCAUACUGGCUAAAGAUGAAGGCGCGAGUGAGGGAUGGUCUGAGAGUGCUGGUGGUGGAGAAAGACCCUACUUAUUCCCAGGCGUCGACUGUGCUGUCAUGUGGUGGAAUUCGGCAGCAGUUCUCCUUGAAAGAAAACAUCAUGCUGUCUCUGUUUUCAGCUCAUUUCAUGAAGAACAUUAAUAAUCAUCUCUGGGUUGUAAAUGAAGACCCCGUUGAUCUGCAGUUUAAUCAUUCUGGAUAUCUCUUCCUCGCCAGUGAAAAAUCAGCUCAUAUCAUGGAGGAAAACUACAGAACUCAGAGAUACGUGGGUGCGAAGGUCGCCCUCCUCUCACCAUCCCAGCUGAAGGAGCGAUUCCCUUGGAUGAACACGGAGGGGGUCGCUCUGGCUUCUCUUGGACUUGAGAACGAGGGCUGGUUUGACCCCUGGUCUCUCCUGAACGCUCUCAGACGCAAGGCCGUGUCUAUGGGAGUCUAUCAGUGCUUUGGAGAGGUCACAGGAUUUAAAUGUGCUGCAAAUUUGGCAGAAACCACAGAUGGAGAGGUUCUUAAUGUCCAGAGGAUAAAAUAUGUCAAUGUGCGGAUGCCCAACAGUCUGGAGUAUCAGCCCGUGGAAUGUGCCGUUGUGGUUAAUGCAGCAGGUGCAAACUCAGGAAAGAUCGCCUCCAUGCUCGGCAUCGGAUUAGGCCCGAAAGAAUCCGUGUCUGGUGUUCCGCUACCCGUGGAGCCCAGGAAAAGGUUUGUUUAUGUGGUACAUUGUCCUGAUGGACCAGGGUUGGAUACUCCAUUUCUGAUUGACUAUUCAGGGGUUUACUGUAGACGAGAGGGACUGGGAGGAAAUUACAUCACAGGAAUGUCACCAGAGGAGACAGAAGAACCAGAUAUCAGUAACCUUGAUGUGGACCAUGAGUUCUUUCAAGAAAAGGUCUGGCAUCAUCUGGCAAACCGUAUUCCUGCAUUCGAGCAUCUGAAGGUUUCAAGCGCGUGGGCUGGGUUUUAUGACUACAACACCUUUGAUCAGAAUGGUAUUAUUGGACUGCAUCCUCUUGUGCCCAACAUGUACUUUGCCACGGGCUUCAGCGGUCACGGUCUGCAGCAGUCUCCUGCGGUCGGGCUCGCCGUGGCUGAGCUUAUUCUGGACGGAGGCUUUAAGACCAUCGACCUUAGUGCUUUUGACCUUAAACGGAUCCUCCUGCAGGAGCCCAUACUAGAGAGUAACAUUGUGUGAGGAGCACAAAAACAUACUGGGAAGAUGAAUGUGUCCUCAAAAUGGAGCCACUUGACAUGAACGUUAUAAUGACAUCAUAGUUCAGACAGAACUCUCACUGGAACAAUGGUCAAAGUUCAGUUUGGAAACCAAACAUAAUCAGAAUAUUAAAAGGGUUAGUUCUCCCAAAAAUGAAAAUUCUGUCAUUAAUUACUCACCCUCGUGUCGUUCCAAACCCGUAAGACCUCCGUUUAUCUUCGGGACACAGCAAGAAUACAUAGCAAGGAGUAAAAUAGUCACAUGGACUAUUUUACCGAAGCCCUUGCUACGUUUCUGUGCAUUGAUCAGGGGUUUAACCGUAAUUUUACGAAGCAUCGAGAAUACUUUUUGUGCGCAAAGAAAACAAUAAUAGCGGAAGACGGUAACUCUGGGAGAAGAACUGCUGAAUAAAUUAUGCUAUUUUUGUUUUUCUUUGUGCACAAAAAGUAUUCUUGUAGCUUCAUAAAAUUACGGUUAAACACCAGAUCAACGCACAGAAACGUCGCAAGGGCAUCAGUAAAAUAGUCCGUCACAUGGACUAUUUUACCAAUGCCCUUGCUGUGUUUCUGUGCGUUGAUCUUGGUAAUAUUCUUGCUGUCUAUGGAGGGUCAGAGAGCUCACGGAUUCCAUCAAAAAUAUCUUAAUUUGUAUUCUGAAGAUGAACAAAGGUCUUAUGGGUUUGGAACGACAUUAGGGUGAGUAAUCAAUGACAGAAUUUUAAUUUUUGUGUGAACUAACCCUUAAAGAUAUGAAAGACGAGUGAAAAAUGCUGCUGGAUUCAACAAAAUAGUACUGUUCAAGAAAUGUAUGGUAGAGAUCAGAAAAUUCAGAUGGACAUUUUGUGAAUUUGUAAUUGCAUAUUUAAAUUUGCAUAUGAAACCAAUCAUGAUACAUCCUAUUUUUGUUUUGAAAGUGCUUUUCUAGAUGUUCAUACGGUUUCAGAAAUGAAUACCAAAAAUUAUCAUAAACUUUAAAAGUUUGUUUCUAAAUCAGACAUCAUGGACUGAAUUUUAUAAACCUGUACAUAUUUUAA
Messenger RNA from Carassius gibelio (silver crucian carp), 2623 nucleotides. It is a transcript of the gene foxred1, whose product is annotated as FAD-dependent oxidoreductase domain containing 1. NCBI's taxonomy places the organism in Eukaryota, Metazoa, Chordata, Actinopteri, Cypriniformes, Cyprinidae. Gene Ontology annotation, molecular function: oxidoreductase activity. The transcript is spliced from 11 exons. The record is from RefSeq and is a predicted model, not a curated record. The coding region runs from base 91 to 1572 and encodes 493 amino acids. Gene Ontology annotation, cellular component: cytoplasm.